This is a messenger RNA of Nothobranchius furzeri (turquoise killifish), 3211 nucleotides long. RefSeq lists its product as uncharacterized. NCBI's taxonomy places the organism in Eukaryota, Metazoa, Chordata, Actinopteri, Cyprinodontiformes, Nothobranchiidae. The record is from RefSeq and is a predicted model, not a curated record.
AUGUUGCUCUCAGUGCUGCUGCUGCUGCUGCUGCUGGUGGUGGUUCUGGUCAGCAGGACUCAAGCUGGUUUGAAUGGUUUUGUCUUCACCUACACUGCUCAGGGCCCUCUGGGAAAUGGAUUCUAUACAAUCGAAAAGCAGAAGUGGAGCUUUAGUUCAUGUGAGGAAGUUGAUUCCAUGGUUUGCGGCAACAGCUGUGAUUCCCUGGGAUCCCUUUACGGGAAGGUGGAGGAAAGCAGCGGAGAAUGGUGCCAGAAAGAGAGAGUCACCUAUGGACAGGAUGACUAUGCCCUCGCCAAACUGUACAGUUGGUCUAAUAGAAGCUGGACUGACAACAGAAACGGCGUCGUAGCGUUCAGAGCCCAGGCUCUGAUAGACCCGAGGAAGCGAUCUGACACUGGAAACGUCAACUCCUCACCCCAGACCACCAUCAUCCCAGUUGUCAGAGUUCCUUCAAACUGUCAGAGUGACAUCAGCUUAUUGAAUUUCGACCCUGAUGGAGACGAGGUUAAAUGCAGAUAUGCAAAUGGUUCUCUGUCAGAGUGUGAUGCUUGCACACCUCCGUCUGUCCUUAGCCUCUCGUCGUCUUGUAUUCUGUCAUUCAGCCCGACUUCCAGCAGUGAUGAAGGUUCCUACGCCGUCCAGAUGAUGAUGGAGGACUCUCCUAGAAAGACGAUUACCCUGACCAACCCUGAUGGCUCCCAGGCAGACAAAACUACCAGUGACAUAAUCAACAGCAUACCUGUUCAGUUUGUUUUGAAAGUUGAUGCUGCAGUACCGUCCUGCUCUGAAGGUCUCUAUCUACCCAGAUUCCUGCCUCCAACUCCAGAAAACGGAGCACAGAUCAUCGCUGCCGUUAAUCAGACUUUGGAAAUCGCCAUCAGAGCAGAAGCAACUCAGUCCGUGAUCACUGAGCUGCUGUUCAGUGGGCCUUGUGAUGUGGUAAAAAAUACAUCGGGAUCAGGAAAUUUCACACUGAGUUGGACGCCUAAUGACCUUGAUGGAGGACAAAGCCACCCCAUCUGUUUUAUCAUACAGGCAAACUACUCCAGUUCUGUGUACCAGUCUGCACUUCGAUGUGUUGUGGUGACUGCUGAAACCAGCGCUCCUGUCACCACAACUCCCCCCAGAGCAGAAUAUCCUAUCGCCACAGCUCCCCCCAGAGCAGAAUAUCCUAUCGCCACAGCUCCCCCCAUAGCAGAAUAUCCUAUCGCCACAACUCCCCCCACAACAGACUAUCCUACCACCACAACUCCCCAAACAACAGAAUAUCCUACCACCACAACUCCCCCCACAACAGAAUAUCCUACCACCACAACUCCCCCCACAACAGACUAUCCUACCACCACAGCUCCCCCCACAACAGAAUAUCCUACCACCACAACUCCCCCCACAACAGAAUAUCCUACCACCACAACUCCCCCCACAACAGAAUAUCCUACCACCACAACUCCCCCCACAACAGAAUAUCCUACCACCACAGCUCCCCCCACAACAGAAUAUCCUACCACCACAACUCCCCCCACAACAGAAUAUCCUACCACCACAACUCCCCCCACAACAGACUAUCCUACCACCACAGCUCCCCCCACAACAGAAUAUCCUACCACCACAGCUCCCCCCACAACAGAAUAUCCUACCACCACAACUCCCCCCACAACAGACUAUCCUACCACCACAACUCCCCAAACAACAGAAUAUCCUACCACCACAGCUCCCCCCACAACAGAAUAUCCUACCACCACAACUCCCCCCACAACAGAAUAUCCUACCACCACAGCUCCCCCCACAACAGAAUAUCCUACCACCACAACUCCCCCCACAACAGAAUAUCCUACCACCACAACUCCCCCCACAACAGACUAUCCUACCACCACAACUCCCCCCACAACAGAAUAUCCUACCACCACAACUCCCCCCACAACAGAAUAUCCUACCACCACAACUCCCCCCACAACAGACUAUCCUACCAACACAGCUCCCCCCACAACAGAAUAUCCUACCACCACAACUCUCACCACAAGAACCAUAGUCAGUCCUAUCAUCACAACCCCUCCCACAACAAACAUUUUUGGUCCUCCCACCACAAGAACCACAGCCACUACUACACCUACAGUUGCACCAACUACCAUUACAACAACUACAACAAUGUCUCCAACACCUGCCCCAGGACAAAAUUAUGUGAUCGCUCUGAAAAUGAAGAUCUCUACUACACUGUCUCUGGACAACCAAAAGGAGACCAUCGUUAAACUGAUAAGAGAUGCACUGAUUGGACAGGGAUUGCCAUCAGACAUAAGUCUUCGCCUUGUGAGCAGCAACAGAAGCAGCAGUCCAGUUCAAGUGACAACAGCUGCUUCCCAUGGGUUGUCAUGAAAAUGCAUAGGACUCCUAGCCUAGUGAACUAGACCAAAUUCUUGCUUUGCAAAGAAUGUCUAGGCAUGCUCCAUUGGAACCUCAGCAGCUCCUACCAGGACUCUGGCUAGCCAAUCACAGCUCUCUAGAGGGGUUUCAAACACAUAAAGAGCUGUGAUUGGUCCAUAAUGGUGGGCCAAUCAUAGUGCUUUAUCUGCUUAGUGAACAAAUCACAGAGCUUUAUCCUCUUUGUGGGCCAAUCAGGGCACUCUAUAUGCCUGGUGGGUGGGAUGAUGCAAUAGAGUGAAACAAGAGUAUGUCACAUUCAUUGUCCAGUGGAAUGCGGAGAUCAUUUGAAAGACAACGGUAGAACCCGCCCCACAACCGAGAGCCAUCAAUGGAGCAUGGCCAGACUAAAUACUACAUUUAUUUAGUCUGGCUUGCCAGGCUAUAGGACUCCUGCAGGGAAAGGGGUUUCCUGCUGUUUAGAUACAGUGUUUGGUCCCAACUGCCAACAAACUACUUUGAACCCUAAACUAAACCCUCACACAUGAUAAAUCACGGUUAGUUCACAAGCCAUAAAAACAUCAUAUAAGUUUUAAAAAGUUAGUUGUCCGGAUAGCCUGUUAUCUUUAUGUUGCUGUUAUUUUGUACUGGUGUAGUUGGGAGGACCGCGUUAUCUGCCGUUUGUUGGUGUCUGAUGGAAUACAUCUGCUGAUUGUAUAUUUGAUUAUUGUUGGUUCCAGUAAAAAUUACAAAAAAAAUCCAGUGUGAAUGCGCAGCAAAGCCAACAACUACUGUAACUGGUAUCCACAAAUGUGUUCAUUCAGAAUAAGAAUAAAGAUGUUUGUGUCUGGUU